AUGUGUUAUCAGUAUCCAACGUCGAUCGCGGAAGACGAUUCCAUCUUUGUAGCACUUCCAUCGACAGAUGACAAAGUGAUCGACGUGUACAGCUUCCCUAGUGAGCUACUCAAAGUCAGGGUCCCACGUAUACAGACAGUUGAGACCGGAAUGGUCAUGGCUGUGAAGCUUGUUCGUAGCCAAGCCACGCAGAGAAUUCUACUUCUUGCAGGAUAUGAAGGCGGUGUUACGGCAGCUUUCAUGCUGGCAGAAGAACAUUCCAAUACAGGCAUAGAAACUGCGCAGCUCGUAUACCUUAGCCAACCCCAUUCCCAGCCCAUUUUGUCAUUGGACGCUUCACCAGACGGCGACCUUUACUACACAUCCUCAGCAGAUGCUGUAAUAGCCAAGCAUCGCAUACCAGAGUUGCCACACAAUCCUGCUGGUGUAGACAACAGCUCGGAUGUGUCCACUUCCAAAUCUACACCAAGUUUGUUCGCGAAGAAAAACAUGAGCCAGGACAAGCCUGGAACCUCGGCACCCAGUGGUCUAUCUUCACUGCUUGCGUCCUCAGCACCACUACCGAAGUUUAGACCAGCUCCGCCAGUUCAACCACUGGUCACUCCACAACCGCCGUGCAGAACAGUGGACACCAAACAUGCAGGUCAGCAAUCUCUUCGUGUCCGCUCUGACGGCAGGCUCUUUGUGACUGGCGGUUGGGAUUCCCGGAUUCGUAUAUAUAGCACCAAAACACUCAAAGAAGUGGCAGUGCUCAAGUGGCACAAGGAAGGAGUCUACUCAACUGCUUUCGCAGAGAUUCUUACACCAGAAGAAGCAGGCCAUUGCAAGGCUGUCAACAAGCGGCAGAUGGAGCGCGACGAACAGACGAGGCUCAAACACUGGGUUGCGGCUGGAGCCAAAGACGGGAAAGUCAGUUUGUGGGAAAUAUUCUGA
Messenger RNA from Alternaria arborescens, 933 nucleotides. RefSeq lists its product as hypothetical. The record is from RefSeq and is a predicted model, not a curated record. The coding region runs from base 1 to 933 and encodes 310 amino acids. NCBI's taxonomy places the organism in Eukaryota, Fungi, Ascomycota, Dothideomycetes, Pleosporales, Pleosporaceae. Gene Ontology annotation, molecular function: protein binding. The transcript has a single exon.